AUGGCAGAGGGCUCUGACGAAGAAGUGCGGGAGCGCCUGAAGGCGGCCCUGUGGUUCGCGGUGGGCAAGAUGGUGGACGAGGAGUCCCUCCGCAGGAACCGCAACGCCACGCCGCAGUUCAUCGGCGCCCUGACGGAGAUGGUGUGGGCGCAGAUCGAGAACGUUGCUCUGGACUUGGAGAGCUUUAGCCAUCAUGCUGGGCGGACGACUGUUACGACGGAUGAUGUGCUGCUGCUGGCAAGGAGGAACCAGGACCUGUUUGGCAUCAUCAAGGAAGCCGUGGACCAGCAAAAGGCGUCCAAGGCGAAGGGAAAGCCGAAUCGGUAG
Molecule: messenger RNA, 327 nt
Organism: Phialemonium atrogriseum
Lineage: Eukaryota; Fungi; Ascomycota; Sordariomycetes; Cephalothecales; Cephalothecaceae
Product: kinetochore component CENP-S-domain-containing protein
Exons: 3
Coding region: 1-327 (108 amino acids)
Biological process (GO): resolution of meiotic recombination intermediates; replication fork processing
Cellular component (GO): FANCM-MHF complex
Molecular function (GO): chromatin binding; protein heterodimerization activity
Source: RefSeq, a predicted model, not a curated record